AUGACAGUAUUAACCAAAAGACAUUCCACUAAUAGCUCAACAAUUAAUAAUGUUCAAAAAAUAAUAAAAAUUGGAUUUGUUAGCUCUGAUCAAUAUCCAACAUUAUCCAAUGAUGAUAAAAUUUUAAUCCAAUUAUGUGUUGAAAAUAAUAUUGAAUGUAAAUGUGUUGUUUGGGAUGAUGUAAAUAUGAUUGGACAAUGGAAAAAAGAUAAUUUUGAUAUAUUAAUAAUUAGAUCUUUAUGGGUAAAAAUUAUUUUGGAUUAUGUAUUUAAAAUUGAUAAAUUUUUAAAAUGGAUAAAAAUUAUUAAAGAUAAUAAAAUUAAAGUUUUAAAUGAUUUAAAUGCAAUUGAAUGGAAUUUAGAUAAAAAUUAUUUAGAAGAAUUAAAAAGAUCAAGUGAAAUUGAAAUUGUUCCUAGUUUUUAUAUAAGAAAAGGUGAGCAUUAUCCAAUUAAUGUUAUUUUAAGAGAGAUUGAAUAUGCAAAACAAAGUGGAUUAUUUAAAUAUGAUCAAUUAUGUUUUGUAUUUAAACCAACACUUGGCGCAAAUGGAUAUGGUACAACGAAAUUCGAUCUUUAUGAAUUCUUAUAUUAUCCAGAGAAAUAUCAAUCCCUUUUAAAUCAUUUAUUAUCAACAUCUGAUAUAAUAGUACAACCAUUUAUAAAUAGUGUUAUAGAAGAGGGUGAAACUUCAUUUGUUUUUUUUAAUGGGAAAUUCUCACAUUCAAUUAUAAAAAAACCAAGUUUAAAUGAUUUUAGGGUUCAAGAAGAUCAUGGUGGUACAGUUCAAAGGAAUGUAAAUCCAAAUUCAAAUGAGAUUCAAAAAGCUCAAAAUGUAAUUAAUAAAAUAAUUCAAGAAAAAGGUCCGAUCCUAUAUGCUAGAAUUGAUAUGUUAAGGAUAAAUGGUAUUUUAUACUUAAGUGAAAGUGAAAUAUUCGAACCAACUUUAUACUUUAUGGGUGAUACAAUAAUAGCAAAAAGAUUUUUGAAUUCAAUUUUCGAACUUGUAAAAUAA
This is a messenger RNA of Dictyostelium discoideum AX4, 1011 nucleotides long. RefSeq lists its product as hypothetical. Bases 1 to 1011 code for a protein of 336 amino acids. NCBI's taxonomy places the organism in Eukaryota, Evosea, Eumycetozoa, Dictyosteliales, Dictyosteliaceae. The transcript is spliced from 3 exons. The record is from RefSeq and is a predicted model, not a curated record.